Messenger RNA from Phycomyces blakesleeanus NRRL 1555(-), 420 nucleotides. RefSeq lists its product as hypothetical. The record is from RefSeq and is a predicted model, not a curated record. Bases 1 to 420 code for a protein of 139 amino acids. The transcript has 3 exons. Lineage: Eukaryota; Fungi; Mucoromycota; Mucoromycetes; Mucorales; Phycomycetaceae.
AUGCGUGCCCGUUCAUCUUCAACGUCUGCAGCUGGAGGUAGUCAAUCCAGUUUUUCGGCUCGUAGACUCUCUCAACAUAUAACAGGCAUGGUUACUGGACCUUGGACAAGAAACUCCCAAUCAGGCUCUAGUUUAGAAGUUCCAAACCAUUUCGUGCCAGAAGCAACACCAGAGCUACCACCCUCCACAACCUUGGCUGUUUCUUUAGAUGGAGAUACGCCACCUGUACUUAGGCCUAACCAAAUUUACAGAGUAUAUGCUGCCCAGAUACGCAUAGAGCUGAGGGUAGAAGAAAUAGCGACAGUAAAGACUCGUGAAACAAAUGAACAGAAUUUAAAGAUGGACAGAAUCGAUCAAACGAAGACAACGUACUUUAAUAUAUCAUACAAGGUUUGGGGAAAUGAACCAACUGGCAAGUAA